Molecule: messenger RNA, 1628 nt
Organism: Paramecium sonneborni
Lineage: Eukaryota; Ciliophora; Oligohymenophorea; Peniculida; Parameciidae
Source: the annotation of a GenBank genome assembly
AUGGACAUUGAAAAUUCUAAAGAAGAAAAUCUAGGAAAGGUAACUAAAAAUUAAAUAAAAUAAGGAUUAAGAAAGAUCACUCAAAUUAUAAGAGUCAUAAGAUUUUCAUGAUAAUAAAAUGUUUGAAAAUUCACCAUGUUGCAUUCAUUAAAUUUAGAAAUAAAUUGUAUUUUGGGUAGAAAUAAUAAAAAAAUAUAAUGAAGGUAUGUUAGAUAUUAGAUUAAGAUCCUGAUGUGAUUAUAAUAUUACAUUAAAUGAAUGAAAUAUUAUAAAAAAGUAACUAAACUUCAAGUUAAAAAUAAUUUAAUUUUACUACAAAAUAAUCAAAUUUUGAUGAUUAAAGUUUAAAUCAUAGCUUUAAAUAAGACAUGUUUUAAAAAAUGAACGAGAAUAUUAUUUUAUUAUAGGAGGAAAUAAAAAAUUAAGCUUGCUCAUCUCCGAAAACAAUAGAGCAUGGUAAAUAUUUUAAUGAAUCUUGUAGUGAAAUAAUUUAACAAUUUAAUAAAAUUUAUGUAGUUAAAAAUGAUCAAAUUGAUAAAGAAUUUGAUUAAAGUAAAUCCAAAUUUUCAGGAUCAAAUUAUGAAGAACCUCAUUAAAAUACUUUAUCUGAAAUUGACAAAUAAUCUUAUUAAUUUGAUUUUAAGAAAAAAAAGAAAAUAUUUUCAUUUAAAAAUAAAUAACAUAUUCAUCUAAAUGAAUUUAAGAAAAGUUUAACAGAUAUCAAGACAGUUGUUGAAUAGAGAUUUUAAAGAGAGAUUUCUAUAUUUAAAGAUGAUAUAUUAAGCGAGCAUAGUAAGUUUAGCAACAGUUAUUCAGAAUUAUAGGAAUAAGUCAAUAUUUAUAAAGAAAUGAUUCAUGAAUUUUAGUUUAAGAUAGAAAAUUUAGAAAAAAUAAUCUAGACGUAAAGUUAAGAAAUAGAGAAUAAAAAAUCUUCUUUUAAGAAUUAUGAAUUGUAUAUUUAAUAAUUGGCAAGAUUUUUUUAAAAUGAUGAAAAUUAUAUCGAAAAUAUCGAAGAUGCAAAAAAAAAAAUAAUGGACAAUAUAUAGAAUCAAAAAUAAUAAGUUUAAAGUUUGAGUGAAUAAUUAUAAAUGAUUGAAAAAAAUAAUAAAAUAAUGCUUUAGCUGCAUGAGAAUGAAAACUAAUUAAAUAAGAAUUAGUUUGAAACAGAGAAGAAAUUGUUAGAAUAUUAAAUAAUAAAUCUCAAGAAUUCUUAAAAUGAAAAGGAAAGAAAUUAUUAAUAAUUAGUACAAGAAUUGGAACAAUUAAGAUAUUCUGAUUAAAUAUAAUUAAAUUAAGAAUUAAUUAAAAUAGGUGAAAUACAAAUGAAAUAAUAAUAAUAAUUAAUAUAAAUAGCUGUAAAAGUAUUAUAAUAAUUUAUCAAUUCAACAGCAUUUGAAUUGAAUGUAGCAUAAAAUUUAUAAGAAUAAUAAAAUAAGAUAAAGUAGAGUGAGAAAGAAGUGUUAAUAUACAUUAAUGAUUAAAAAUGUUCAUAAAAAAGUAUAAUAGAGCAUUUUAAUGAUAUCUAAGAAAAUAUAUAAAAAAUAGUCUAAAUUCUUUGUAGUAUAUAUAAAAAGGUGAUAGAAUGGAUAAUUAAUUAAAGAAGAGAGUUAGAAAUAGAACAAUGCUGA